Messenger RNA from Penicillium verrucosum, 531 nucleotides. RefSeq lists its product as uncharacterized. NCBI's taxonomy places the organism in Eukaryota, Fungi, Ascomycota, Eurotiomycetes, Eurotiales, Aspergillaceae. The transcript has 2 exons. The record is from RefSeq and is a predicted model, not a curated record. Bases 1 to 531 code for a protein of 176 amino acids.
AUGUCGACGACCCCAUCCCCCAAGAAGUCUGCCACCCCAUCCCCCAAGAAGAAGUCUGGGUUAUUCGGUGAUUUCACAGCCGCUGAAAUCAAGCUCAUCAUGGCCAGUGUCCUAUGUAUGAGUGGAAAGCCCAAACUGACUCUACUUACAAUUCAACUUGACACCGAAAAGCUUGGAAAGCUAAGCAACACAAAGAGACACUCAGCAAGCAGCCGAUUUCCAUCCAUCAAGCGCAAGCUGGAAAAGAUGUUCGAGGAUGAACUGAGCAACCUAGACGAUGGCCAGACCAAUUUGAAUGCCAAGGGCAAGGGUCCAGCAACCGGCCGCGCAAAGAAGCGCCGUGACAAAGUUGUUGACCCGCAGCCUGAGCCCGAACAUGACAUCAAGUCCGAGGCGGAAUCUGGGGAGGACACCAAGAAUGCUGUGAAGGUUGAGAUUGUCAUUGAAUCGGGGGAGAGCACGGAAAGUCUGGUGAAGGUCAAGGCCGAUACCGAUACCGACAUCAAAAUCAAGCCGGAGCCUAUCGACUAA